Messenger RNA from Mangifera indica (mango), 1501 nucleotides. Its product is annotated as very-long-chain 3-oxoacyl-CoA reductase 1-like. The transcript has 3 exons. The record is from RefSeq and is a predicted model, not a curated record. Gene Ontology annotation, molecular function: ketoreductase activity. Gene Ontology annotation, cellular component: endoplasmic reticulum. The coding region runs from base 307 to 1269 and encodes 320 amino acids. NCBI's taxonomy places the organism in Eukaryota, Viridiplantae, Streptophyta, Magnoliopsida, Sapindales, Anacardiaceae.
GAGAAAAGCAAAUCCAAAGCAUGGUUGAGUUCAAAUCAGAUCAGUUAAAUGUCUGGCACCUGUAGUUAAUUGCGGCGGUUUUCAGCUCAUCUACUUCACCCACCUCUAUUAACUUCAUUCCCGUCCUUCCUCUGCCUAACCCUCAUGACAUAGCCGCUUCUACGUUCAACGACCUCACCUAAAUUCACUACCAGUACCGUACGCCAGACGCUCACAUUAUUUAUCUCUUCUCAACAAUACCCACUUCUUAUAUCUGUGUUUUUUCCUUUCUUUCAAGAUCCAAGAAUUCCACUUUGCAGGCCAAUCAUGGAGAAGUGUUUUCUUGAUGCCCUGAAAACUCAGCCACGUUGGGUUCUUGUUUUGUUCACCAUUGGUUCUCUUUCGCUUUUGAAGUUUUCUUGGAGUGUUCUCUACUGGGUUUAUGUUUCUUUUCUCAGACCUGCUAAGAAUUUGAAGAAAUACGGUUCGUGGGCUGUUGUGACUGGACCCACUGAUGGUAUUGGCAAAGGUUUUGCCUUUGAGUUGGCUAGGAAAGGACUUAAUCUUGUCCUCGUUGGUCGUAACCCUGAGAAACUGAGAGAUGUUUCUGAUUCUAUUCAGGCAAAGUAUGGAAAAACCCAAAUCAAGAGUGUUGUUGUUGAUUUCACUGGUGAUAUUGAUGAGGGUGUUUACAAAAUUAAAGAGGCAAUUGAGGGAUUGGAUAUUGGUGUUUUGAUUAACAAUGUUGGAAUCUCGUACCCUUACGCAAGGUUUUUUCAUGAGGUUGAUGAUGAGUUGUUGAAGAAUUUGAUUAAGAUUAAUGUUGAAGGGACUACUAAGGUCACUCAAGCGGUUUUGGCUGGGAUGUUGAAGAGAAAGAGAGGCGCUAUUGUUAAUCUUGGCUCUGGUGCUGCUAUUAUCAUUCCUUCUGAUCCUCUGUAUUCUGUCUAUGCUGCCACAAAAGCGUAUAUCGAUCAAUUUUCAAGGUGUUUGUAUGUUGAAUAUAAGAAGAGCGGGAUUGAUGUGCAGUGUCAGGUUCCUUUAUAUGUGGCAACUAAGAUGGCAUCAAUCAAGAGAUCUUCAUUCUUUGUUCCAUCUAUUGAUGGUUAUGCAAGGACAGCCAUUCGAUGGAUAGGUUACGAACCUCGUUGCACACCCUACUGGCCUCAUUCCGUCCUCUGGGGUUUGCUGAAUUUAUUGCCAGAGUGUGGCAUAGAUGCCUGGCGUGUGAAGUAUAACCUUGGGAUUAGAAAAAGAGGACAACUCAAAGAUUCAAGGAAGAAGGAAUAAACAGUUCUAUCAUCUUGUCGGGGAGGUUGGCAAGGAUAAGCAGUCUGGUGGGCAGAUUUAACCUUAAAGCACUAGUUGCAUGCCUGGAAUGUUUAUCUUCAACACAUUUUCUUUCUUUUAGUUGUGUAUUAUGAUCAAAAUUUCUGUUUAGUUUCCUUAAAUUGUUGAAUAAUCUUGAACUUCCAAUUCUGUAUUAGAUGUUUGAGAUGGAAAAGUGAAGUCCCUUUUAUCA